UUUAGCUUUCUUCGAUGACUGAACCUGCUGCACCUGCAAACAUACUUAAAUGGGUCAACGAACAGUAUCCACGUCCAGCUUUAGAUCCAGUUUGGCUUCGCGACUGUUGCUCAUGGAUCGCGUCUUCAUACUCCCUUUCUCCAGCUGACUUUCCACAGUUUAGUUCCCAUGUAACUUCUCAAUUUUUACAGUCCAGCCUCGCAGAUUCCACCCUACCGAACACUGGCCUCCCACAAAAUAUCCGUACUAUCAAAAGGGCUCGUCUUACAGGUCAUCCGUGUCUUGUAGAGAUCCGUGCCAUCAGCGACAUUGGCAUUAGUGCGUUUAGCUUGAUGAACGUGAGGCAAAAUCGCAUGGAUCGAGCGGACUUGGCUGGCCUUGUCAGGGAGGAUGAAGAGGACGCAGAAGAGGACGAGGGCCCAGUCCCAAAGUAUCCGAGAGGCAUGCUGCGUCUCGAAUUAAGCGAUGGUUUCACAACCGUCGAGGCUGUGGAAUAUCGUGCUAUACCACAGCUUGAACUUGGCGUCACUCCGCUGGGGUACAAGAUCCUCUUGAAGGACGUACAGAUUCGUAGAGGAAUUAUCUUCCUUGAACCCCAGACGAUUGAGCUGAAAGGACAUCAAACAGAGGACCAUGAGGUAAUGCAGGAUGAAAUCUUCCUGCGCAGCCUAAGACGGAGGCUUGGACAACCCGACCCAGAACCCAAUCCACAACCUCCUGGUGAAGCCGAGGCUCCGCCGCAGGCACUCCCACUUUCUAGUGUUCCAUCUCCUCCUGUUGCUAACAGACGGCCUGUUGGUAAUCCACCCGAAGGUUCAACAUCCACCAAUACCGCAACCCCAGCAGUUCGAUUGAAACCCUUAUCUACUGCAGCGCAGAAAACGAGCUUAGCACGAGCAGCCCCGAAGUCGAACUCUAUCCCUCCUUCCACCUCGUCUACCCUUGUCUCAUCCUCUAAACCAACCUCUUCGCUCAAGCCUCCCUCUGCUCCAGGUAAUCUUGCGUCGACCACCUCGCCAUACUUUUCUACAUCUUCUACACUGUACACCUCAGUCCCUUCGUCAUCAACCUCGGACAGGACUAAUCCACGAGAUAAUCCCUCUGCCCCACUGGCACGGGCUCGGAUCCUUUCCCCCGCACCACGGGAUGCCACGUGGAGCUUGGAUGACGAGGAAUUCGAGGCUUUCAUAACUGAGGUUGGAUCAGCGCCUAUCUCACCUCCAAAGCCCAUAUCCAAGCUGCCUUCAAAGCGAAAUGUUCCAUCCGCAAAACCUGCGUCACCACCCCGUGCCCCGUCACCACCCUCAGAUUACGAUUUAGAUUUGAUGGACCUAGACAUCGAUGAUGAACUGAUUGCCCAAGCGGAGAAAAUAGAGGCAGAAGCAUUAGCGACAGUUUCUAAGUCACCAGGCACGAAAGGCUUAGGUUCUGAUAUACGAGACAUGCGUCAAAUGAAUGCUUUGCGGGCGACGGGUCCACGCCAUCAAGGUGUCCAAGGAAUGACGACGGUAUCUGGCUCAUCUCGACCGUCCGCAGUUCCAGCCGUCAGCACAAUGACAUCACGUCCUCGAAUCGGUCCAGCAUCGGUCCAACGCCAGCCCACAAACUCCACCCGGCGUAGGGCACCGGGCCCUGCUUCCGCGCGACGUCAAUAUACUGCGUCCACGUUGCAGCAAGAUGUCAUUGACGUCGAAUCAGAUGAUAGCAUGUAUGUGGACGACUCGGACGAUGGAAAGGAGAAUGUUCCAACACGGACGCGGGUGGUAGUCGAUGAGGAUAUAAUUGUGAUUUCUGAUUAGAUUUUUUUGAUCAAGCAACUUCUUAGUUGUGUGCAUGUGCUGUUCCUUGGUCAAUUAUGUC
Suillus fuscotomentosus is the source of this 1860-nucleotide messenger RNA. RefSeq lists its product as uncharacterized. NCBI's taxonomy places the organism in Eukaryota, Fungi, Basidiomycota, Agaricomycetes, Boletales, Suillaceae. Gene Ontology annotation, biological process: resolution of meiotic recombination intermediates; double-strand break repair via homologous recombination. Gene Ontology annotation, cellular component: nuclear body; RecQ family helicase-topoisomerase III complex. The record is from RefSeq and is a predicted model, not a curated record. The transcript has 4 exons. The coding region runs from base 15 to 1799 and encodes 594 amino acids.